AAGAAAAUGUCAAUAAAAUAAUGGCUGACAAAGUUGUUUAUACUGCGGUUUGUGGGCUAAAAACUUGAACAUUAUUGCAAUAUCAAAUAAAACUAUCAGAAUUUCGUUCACAAACAAUUCUCUAUGAAUAAAUUAUAUAUAUCGACGUGUUUAAAACGCGGCUUCUAUUGUAAAUCUAGUCGUAAAACUUAAAAAAUGUUGGCCUUGUUGAUGUUAAAUAGAAUGAGCAUGAAGCGACGUAGUUUACGUGCUAAAGAGACUGCAUUUAAAGCCGAAAAGAAGCCGGACACGCAGUCCAUGUACUGCCGGACCUGCCUGAGCGCUGAGGAGCUCGUGGCUAUUUUCUACAGCCCUGGAAUAGAGAAGAAACGUACUGAGGAAUUGAGACUCGUCACAGGUUUAGAGAUAAUGCAAGAUGAUGGCCUCUCACAAAAGAUGUGCACAAGCUGUAUAGAGAAAAUGAACAAUGCGUUACAAUUCCGAAAACAGAGCAGGAAGGCUGAGAAGUCCCUCCUUAACAUGUCCCUAGGUCUCAAACCGAAGAAAAAAUCUAUAUCAAAAGCAACGCGGAAAACUGUGAAAAUAAAAAGCCCAAAAGUACAAAAGAUCAAGCAAAAAAUCGAAAAAGAGGAAUUAGACUUUGAUUGUUCAUAUGAUGGUUUUCAGAAUGAUGACGAUUAUCCGGAGGUUCCACUGGUGGACUACCCGGAGGUGGAGGAGAAACCUAAAAUAAAGCAGCUAUUAAAAAAGCCAGCCGUUCGUAAACGAGUGUCCAUCCCAAACGCGGCGUCCUACAAGUGUCCUACUUGCGCCAAGGAGUUCCGUAUGAAAGCCACGUAUAAGGCACAUAUGAGAUUCCACACCAACUACUGUGUGUGUGAGGUAAGCACUAGCAUAUGUAAACGAGUAUCUAUCCCCAACGCGGCGGCCUACAAGUGUCCUACUUGCGCCAAGGAGUUCCGUAUGAAAGCUACGUAUAAGACACACAUGAGAUUCCACACCAACUACUGUGUGUGUGAGGCGUGUGGCAAACGGUGUCGCAACAACAACCAGUUGCAGGAACACAAGCGCGCCCGGCACGGGCUCGGGCGGAUACACAAGUGCGCCUACUGCGAGUACAGCUCCGCCACCAAGGAGGCGCUCACGAUCCACGAGCGGCGGCACACGGGGGAGCGCCCAUACAUCUGCGACCACUGCGGGGCCUCCUUCCACCGCCGCUCCAACCUGGUCCAGCACAUCGCCAUACACCUGCCUGAAAAGAACUUCCAGUGUACGCUGUGCAUGAAGCGCGAGAAGUCGAAGAAGCUGCUGCAAGUGCACGUGUUCAAAGCACAUCGGGAGAAGAGAUACAGGUACAUCUGCCCGGUGUGCCGCGACACGUUCACGCGGCCCGGCAACGUGCGCCAGCACCUCGCGCGCUCGCACGGCGUGCCGCGCGCCGACCAGCCGCCCAUCGACCGCUUCCAGGUACACAGCAACGUUGCAGAGGAAAUACCACAGCGGGUGCUCACCUAUUUAUAGAUCUACUGAAAUUAUUUGUUAAUCUAUGUUAAAAUAUAUUUGUGAAGUAUCUUUUGUAAAUAUGAAAAGGUACCCUUUGGAUUAUUAAUGUAUCUUUUCAUUUGCACUGACACUAUUUAAUUUUAUAAUACAGCGUAGCCACUGAAAGCGGGGUACACGUUGUAUAGGUCAUAUUAAGCAACUUUUACUGAAAACAAUCCCGAAUACGCGAUAAAAAAUUGACUCUCCCAAUACAAGAUAUCAACAUUAACCAUCCAAAAUGUACGAGUCAUUUUUUGCGAUUUCGCGGUUCAUUCCAUAGUAAAAGUUGCUCAGUAUGACCAAUACAACGUGUCCCACCCCACUUUCAGUGGCUGGUGUAACAUGUUGUGAACCCACGGACUUACACCGGGAUACAAAAACUUUUCAGUACUCUAUGUUGAAUAUACCUAAAAAUUAAAAAUGUUGCUUGGGUGUACGUUCGUGAAAAUAUCUGAUCUCAAGAAUAUAGGGUUUAUUUCAAUACAUUAAGAUUUCAUGUGAAAGAAUCACAGAAAAAAAACAAAACCUGUGUAACUAACA
This is a messenger RNA of Cydia pomonella (codling moth), 2082 nucleotides long. Its product is annotated as GDNF-inducible zinc finger protein 1-like. The transcript is spliced from 8 exons. The coding region runs from base 196 to 1521 and encodes 441 amino acids. Gene Ontology annotation, biological process: regulation of transcription by RNA polymerase II. The record is from RefSeq and is a predicted model, not a curated record. Gene Ontology annotation, cellular component: nucleus. Gene Ontology annotation, molecular function: RNA polymerase II cis-regulatory region sequence-specific DNA binding; zinc ion binding; DNA-binding transcription factor activity, RNA polymerase II-specific. Lineage: Eukaryota; Metazoa; Arthropoda; Insecta; Lepidoptera; Tortricidae.